This is a messenger RNA of Aptenodytes forsteri (emperor penguin), 926 nucleotides long. RefSeq names its product intraflagellar transport 20 (gene IFT20). Gene Ontology annotation, cellular component: centrosome; intraciliary transport particle B; cilium. Gene Ontology annotation, biological process: protein localization to cilium; intraciliary transport; centrosome localization. The record is from RefSeq and is a predicted model, not a curated record. Bases 1 to 576 code for a protein of 191 amino acids. The transcript is spliced from 4 exons. Lineage: Eukaryota; Metazoa; Chordata; Aves; Sphenisciformes; Spheniscidae.
AUGGAAUUGGCCAGAGAAGUAAUUCCUGACUGGCAAGCAAGCAGCAGCAACCAAAAAUUGUGCAGCGUGGUCACGGUGAUAUAUAAGAAGUUCGCUACUCAAACAAAGCAGUUAAGGGUUAUAGAGAAAUCAACCGGCAAUUGUCCAAGCCUUGCGAGUACCACAGUUCCCCCUAACCCGUCGCAGGUGUUUACUGCAAUCCAUUACGAGUUAGUAAAUCAAGAGCAGAAGCAACUGCACCAUGUCUCGCAGUUGAGACCUUUGGGGUGUUUUGAAUAUUACUUGACAAUUUUUUUCUUUGCAGAAAUAGUGGAAUUUCAAAAAAUAGUGGGUAGCUUAAUUGAACUUGUUGAUCAACUGGCGAAAGCUGCUGAAACUGAGAAGAUGAAGGCCAUUGGUGCACGGAACUUGCUGAAGUCUAUAGCAAAGCAGAGAGAAGCUCAGGAACAGCAACUUCAGGCUUUAAUAGCCGAGAAAAAGAUGCAGCUGGAAAGGUACCGAAUAGAGUACGAGACUCUGUGUAAAAUUGAAGCAGACCAGAACGAAUUCAUUGACCAAUUCAUUUUUCAGAAAUAGAGGAUUUUAAGAUAAAAAUGAACUAGUUUGGAAACUUGACCAUUCCAGAAUCUUGAGAAUUUCAAAAAUAUGCAAUUUUUCACUGUGUAUGACUGAAGAGAUGGUUUGUACAAAGGGAAGUGUCUUUUAAUUCAGUGUGAGUUACACUAAAAGUGGCAAUAAGGAGGGCUUUCUAACAGACGUAAAGACUGUUCUGUCCUUUGAUUUUAUAGAAGUUUUGUACAGCCAGUAGUUCUAAUUCAAAUUAUAGUUGGAUUAAUACUACUGUUGCUAUGUUAUGUCUCUCACUUUUUGAAGUGUACAGCUCUUUCAAAGAAAUCGGGAAAUAAAUUAUUGUUUUCAGACUUUCU